UUCUAUUGUCUAGGCUGGCUAUGACCUGCUGUUUACAUCUACAAGUAUCCUAAUAUUCUAUUGUCGAGGCUGUCUAUGAUCUCCUGUUUACAUCUACAAGUAUCCUAAUAUUCUAUUGUCUAGGCUGUCUAUGAUCUCCUGUUUACAUCUACAAGUAUCCUAAUGUUCUGUUUGCCCCAUAUGUCCCUGCUGUACAAGGGCUAUGUCUACCCCCUGAUCUGUCCCUAUGUCUACGGAUUGAUGAUGAUCUCCCAUACUGGUGGAAUAUUUACUACCGUUGCAGUCUCUAUGGAACGGUGUAUCACCGUGUGCGCACCAUUUACUAUGAUAAAGAUGUGGGAAGGUAAACUCUACAUAAUACCGAUUGUUAUAAUCUCUAUCCUGUACAAUAUAACCAAGUUUCUGGAGAUAAGAACAGACCCACUGUACUUUGCUGCACUUAGGCUUAAUGUGACCUAUGACAGUACAGGAUAUGAGAUAACAGAAUUGAAGGAUGCUACGUAUAUAAUCACAAACAGGAUUCUCAACAUUAUUGUUCUGGGACUAAUUCCAUUCCUUCUCUUGGUCCUACUUAAUGUUAUCAUUUACAGGAAAAUAUCCCAGGCCCACGCUAACCACAAUCAGCUGAUGCAGGGGAACUCUCACAGACGCGACUCAACAAUGGCGGCACUUCUCUUUGGUAUCGUUAUCGUGUACUUCCUCUGCCACUCACUCAAGAACGUUAUAAAUCUCUAUGAGGCAAAGAUGAUUGUGGAGAGACGUGGUUGUGAGCCAAGUGAGAAUGAAUGGCUUCCAGUUCUUGAGGUUUUGAGUCAUCUGAGCAAUAUUCUGAUAGCAUUCAACUCAUCUAUUAAUAUUCUUAUCUACGUUUUCAAGGAUUUUAAGUUCCGUAAGGUUCUUCUGGUUCUUCUCUGCAGCAGGUGUUCUCCGGGUUCCAGAUUAACUGCAGCUCCACGUCUAACACAGAACAGGGACUGUAUGCGAGCAGGAAGAGUUAUCCCUCUAUCCAACUACAGCGUACAAGGAGUUACAGUACAAACUGCAGACGCCUCUAGAAUGUCAUGUACAGUACAUAAACAAGCACAGGAGAUACCAAUGAAAAAUCUCAAUGUACAACCAGUACACGUUUCUUCUGUACACCGAGAUAAACUAGUUGUACAGGAGAACAACACUUGUGUACAGGAUAUAACUGUACAGCGAUAUGAAGCUCCUGUACACCAGGAGUCUGUAGAUGUACAUAAUAAUAAAACUACUGCACAUCAAGAUGAAUUUACUGUACACGGUGUUGUACAGGAGGAUUUAAAAGAAGAUCAACAGCUGAUUGAGACCAGUAAAAACGAAUCCAGUUAAGUUUAGUUGUACAUAUGUUCAAGAAUAGACUAACACCAAACUAGAUUUCGAUUGUAAUAAACUACAUUAGAUUA
Molecule: messenger RNA, 1424 nt
Organism: Eurytemora carolleeae
Lineage: Eukaryota; Metazoa; Arthropoda; Copepoda; Calanoida; Temoridae
Product: FMRFamide receptor
Exons: 10
Coding region: 163-1350 (395 amino acids)
Biological process (GO): G protein-coupled receptor signaling pathway
Cellular component (GO): membrane
Molecular function (GO): G protein-coupled receptor activity
Source: RefSeq, a predicted model, not a curated record